AUGUUGGACAAGAAGCCGAAUUCGACAAAAGUGACGCAAACGUCGGAUCUUACUACGGACGACGAGGACGACGAAGAGGAGGAGGAGUUAGAACAGGUCGCGGACGAAGACACGGACCCCCUGGCUGACCGGGAGUUGGUGCAGAAGCUGACGGACGCGUUGCAGACAUCGCAGAAGCUGUUGACAACGGUGCGGAGCGAGUUGGCAACGGUUGCGAAGAAGGUGGUGGCCGUGGACACGGAGAUGAAGAAGGAGGCCGCGGAGAGGGCGAGUGAGGCGGAAACGGGGGUGACAAUAAAGUUGUACGAGCCGGGGGCGACGGCAGUGCCGAGUGGUGCGGCGAAGAAGAGUGAGGGGGGUUCGGAGGAGCCGAUAUUUUCUUUGUAUCCGGAGACAUCGGUUACGCCGGUGAUUUAUACGCAGCCUGCGGUACUGGAGGAGGCGGCGGGAGUGUUGAAUCAGGCGGAGAAUUGCGCGUUGGAGGAUAUGACGUAUAAGUUUCAGUAUGUGAACGAGCAGUUUCGGAGUAGUGCAUCCUUGAGUACGAUCCGGAGUAUGUUGGGAUUUUUGGAGAGCAACAUUCGGAGUCAGAAGGAGUACCUUGAGGCUUCUGCAGCGGCGGUGUCGAAGGUGAUGGUUCAAGGCGAGGAUGCACCAGGUGCACGAUGA
This is a messenger RNA of Gregarina niphandrodes, 669 nucleotides long. RefSeq lists its product as hypothetical. The record is from RefSeq and is a predicted model, not a curated record. NCBI's taxonomy places the organism in Eukaryota, Apicomplexa, Conoidasida, Eugregarinorida, Gregarinidae. The coding region runs from base 1 to 669 and encodes 222 amino acids. The transcript has a single exon.